CUCCUCCGAUCACACUACAGUACGAUCACGCACACAGCUUGUUUUCUCCUGCCGUAUCACACGACUGCCCCACACCAGCAUCCAUCGUCCAUCCACGCAUACCACCACACAUAUAAACUCAAAUUUUACGAUGGCGACACCCACGUAUGACCACGCAACCCUGGGCAUCACGGACCCGACGUAUCAGAUCCCGCCUGGGUACCUGGGCAACCUGACGCCAGCGCAGGAGAGCGCGUUUGCGCAGGCGAAGAAGGAGCUGCAAGAGGAGGGCUGGCUCGUGGAGGGCCCCAUACGUAUGACGGACUCCGAGUUGUGUCGAUUCCUCCGUGCGCGUCAGUUUAACGUCGCGAAGACGAAGGAGAUGUUCAUCUCGUGCGAGAAGUGGCGGAAGGAGUUCGGCGUCGACGACCUCGUAGCCAACUUCGAAUACCCAGAGCUGGCGGAGGUGGACAAGUACUACCCGCAGUACUACCACAAGACCGAUAUCGAUGGGCGGCCUGUAUAUAUCGAGCGUCUCGGCCUGAUCGAUCUCACCGCCAUCUACAAAGUCACAACGCAGGAGCGCCAGCUGCAGCACCUCGUCACGGAGUACGAGAAGUCGAUCAACCAGCGCCUUCCCGCGUGCUCCGCCGCGGCGGGCCACCCAGUGCAGAACUUCUGCACGAUCCUCGACCUCAAGGACGCGUCGCUGUCCAACUUCUACCGCGUCAAGGACUACUUCUACAUCAUCAAUGCGCCGUGGCUUUUCUCGGGCGUCUGGAGCGUCAUCAAGCCGUGGUUGGACGAGGUGACCGUGUCGAAGAUCGAGAUCCUCGGGUCAACAUACCAGGACAAGCUUUUGGAGCAGAUUCCGGCGGAGAAUCUGCCCGCCAUGUUUGGUGGGAAGUGUUCGUGCCCUGGGGGGUGCUCGUUGGCGGAUGCUGGUCCGUGGUCGGAAGCAGGGAAGACAGCACAGCCUGAAGAAGUGACGGGGGCAGUGCCGGGAGCAGCGCCGGGGGUAGUGACUGAGCCAGUGGUGGAGACCGAGGCUGCUGGUGAGACAUUUACUAUCCCUUCGCCUACUCCGAUCUUCACACCUAUGCCGCCACCUCCUCCAAAGUCGUCGCGUCCGACGCGUCAACCUGCCGACGAGAAUCUACCGCCGUCACAACAACACGCAGCGCUGCAAAUGGUGCGCGCCAACAAGAUGGAGCGCGUCGUGCGGGAGGCUGGGCCACUCCCGUUCCAUCGCCUGCAAGCUCCUGAUACUCUCGGAAAGACGCCGAAAGCCCCCGCUCAGCUACCCAGCAACGCCGAUCCCACCGCGCGCACGGCGUUCCAGGAGAACCUCAUGCGGCGUGUGAUGCGCCGGGCGAGUCCGUUCACGCAUGGACAAGGGCACGGCACGCGUCGCCCGCCUCUCGUCGCGACCCAGUCUGCACCCGCUAUCCACGUACGCCCGAUCGCCAAGCAUGCAGCGGCUCUCUCUGUUCUCAUGCCCGUCCUUGACCUCCCCAUCCACACCCAUGCCCACACUCCACUAGCACUCACCCGCACGCGCAGCCACACGAUGAUAACGACGGCGACGACGGCGUACCUUCUGCCUCCGGGCCCGCUCACGCCCAGCGAGGGCGCGGCGAUCCUGCGCUCGCCGGUGAUCCCUGAGCGCGCGCCGCGGUUUGUGGUGAGCGACGAGCGACUGACGCCGAGUGCCGAGAUCCACCGCGUGUCGCACGUCAUUGGGCGGGAGAAUAUGUGUCUGCCGCGUCGCGACUCGUACCACGUCGUGCGCGAGGUCGGGCCAGACACUCCUGAUGAGCGCAUUCUGCGCACGUUCCGGAGGAAGAGCUACGCAGAUGGGUCGGCCCAGUUUCAUUGCGAUGACGCGCCGUUGUAUUGA
This is a messenger RNA of Mycena citricolor, 1879 nucleotides long. The record is from the annotation of a GenBank genome assembly. Lineage: Eukaryota; Fungi; Basidiomycota; Agaricomycetes; Agaricales; Mycenaceae.